Messenger RNA from Phialemonium atrogriseum, 1266 nucleotides. Its product is annotated as CTD kinase subunit gamma CTK3-domain-containing protein. NCBI's taxonomy places the organism in Eukaryota, Fungi, Ascomycota, Sordariomycetes, Cephalothecales, Cephalothecaceae. Gene Ontology annotation, biological process: positive regulation of transcription by RNA polymerase I; positive regulation of DNA-templated transcription, elongation. Gene Ontology annotation, cellular component: CTDK-1 complex. The transcript has 3 exons. The coding region runs from base 154 to 978 and encodes 274 amino acids. The record is from RefSeq and is a predicted model, not a curated record.
CCAGUGGGAGACUCUGGUCUAAGUUCUGAUGCGUCCGCUGGUUCUGAAGAGGAUCAUGAAGUGAGAAAGAACCGGAGUUUUUCUACAACUCUCCCUAUUCCACCUCCCCUAGUUACUGCUGAUGCAUCAGACUGACCAGCUCAGCUCACCAAGAUGGCGGACCCUUUCGAAGUCCGCAUGCGCUUCACGUCGCAGCUGCAGCAUCUCAACGCCUCGGUGACGUCUGCUCAGAAGGCAGCUCAAUUUGCCCUCAAGUAUAAGGACAUGGGGGAGGAUUUGCACUCCUGCAUUCUCGAACAGCUGGAACGGAAUAAUAUGAACGUUCGCGCCAAUAUCAUGUAUUUCAUCGAGCACUUUCUCGAUCUAGCACAGAAGGAUGGCCACACCGACUAUGUGCGGAUGAUGCAGCGAGACAUCAUCAGAGUCGUCGACGCGGUUGCCCCCGACGACGGCUCCGGGGCGGCUAACGUCAAGGUCGUGAGGAAGGUUCUCCAAGGCCUGCAGAGCAAAUCAUUCCUCGAGGCCCAAGCCGUCACGGAGAUCGAGGAGGUCCUCAAGGAGCGCGACACGGCCGCCCACGACAUGGGCCUGUCGUCCCCGGCGGCGGCGGUGGCCAACGGCGACGCCGAGCUUGGCGACAUGCCGCCGUCGCAGACGCUCCCGCAGCCGCGAUGGGACCGCGGGCCCUCGAGCGCGGGCGCAGGCGCGGGCGCGGCGAGGCUCGACCGCAAGCAGGUCGAGCAGCGGAUCGAGGAGGACCGGGAGCGGCACAAGCGGCUGCGCGAGGGCAUCUGGGCGGUGCCGCCGGGCCCCGACGCCGAGCUCGACCGGCUCUGGGAGGAGACGAGCGACCUCGGCGACGACGACCACCUCAUGGGCGAGGAGGAGUACGAGGAGCGCGAGAGGACCGUCCGGUCGAGCUGCGUGCAUCGCCAGGCUGCUACCGCUGCUGAGGCGAACGGGAAGCAUUCCCGCUGAGUUGAGUGCCCUGUUUCUCCUGGAGGGCCUGGUUUAUUGCAUGGACUGGCGUUUGGUAGGGAUCGACGGUGGCGUUCUGGCUGAAGGGGAUGUGUAAGAGUAUUUUUUAAAAAUAGGUUAUUCAGCCUCCUGAGGAUAUCAAGGUCGGAUCUGAUAUCGAGCUUGAUAUUCGUGGACACUCCCAAAGGAAGAAGACAGGCGCUUGUCAAGCGGCACGAGCUGAAGAGACGACAUCGUCGACUGUAUUGUAUAUAAUGUUACAUGCUGUUUUGUACAUGCAAAAGGAUG